AUGGCAGAAACGAUGCAGUUCUUAACGGGGUUGUUGGGCGAAGAUGCGACCACCAGGGUGCUGCUUAAGUUCCCCAUGGUUUUAACUAAGAACGCGCGGAAUCUCGAGCCUAAGAUUGAGCUCCUGGGAAGGAUGCUAGGGGCGGGUCUGGUGAAUAAGAUUAUAGAACGGUUCCCGCCGGUGCUAAAUGCGAGCUCUGCUUCACUCGAGAAGAAUUUUGGCGAGUGGUGUACUGUGUUUCAAGGAGUGAAGAGACUACCCGAAGGCCUCAGGUGGAAUCUUGGUGACUUGACUGCAUACGAGGAGCAGAAGUUAGAGGAGGAGAAGAAGCAGGGAGAAGGAAGUGAGGGAAGGGAGGGGGAGGGGAAGCAGGGGAAGGUGGGGAAGGAGGGGAAGGAGCUAAGCAACGGGUUGCUUCAAGAUUCAGCAGCAAGGCACGUUGUGUGCCAGUUUGUCACCUUCUGGCCGUACGCUCUGUUUUACAACUGGCAGCGCAACAUUGCCCCCAAGCUGCAUUACCUACAGCACAACAUGAAACUGCCAGUCAUUGAGCUUCUUAGAUUCCCCACUUUUCUGACACUUGGUUUGAACCGACGAAUCAAGCCUCGACACCUGGCGCUAAAGAAGAAUGGAUAUGUGGUGAAGCCGCAUGAGGAGGUGCUUGGGAGUAAGAGUGUUCAUGGGGAGGCUGAAGCUGGUGCAAAGGAGUUUGUGUCUGGGGAAGCACUCGCGGCCAAGGACGCGGCAGAGUCCCUACCGGAGUUUGGCAUGGUCGACAGCUUCAUCCGCUGGCUCUCCACCUACCUCGGCUCAUCAGGACCCUGGCACCAGCGCUUCCUGGACCUUCAGGAAGUCUUCACUCAGACUAACCUGGAGCUCCAAGGAAUCAAUGAUGUGCGUUGGCUCUCACGCGGGGAUGCAGUCUGCCGACUUCUUGCAGUCCUUCCGGGGGUCGUCGUGAUGGUGCACGAGCUGGGAAACAAGCCCAUGUACCAAAUGGUGACCAGCUACAGAUUCCAGUUCAUGCUGCGCUUCCUCGCUGACGUGCUGGAACAGCUGAACGUGCUCAGCAAGACGUUCCAGCAUCGACAGAUUGACCUGCUGGCGAUUCAAGGCCAGAUCCGUCGCACGACAACCCACAUCAACAGCCGUUAUGUGGAUUGUGGCGACGACUUCGGCGGCGGCCUGAGCGAGAAGCUGUCGCCCUUCAUUGCACGACAUGGACCGAAUGGGGUGCGGAGAGUGGAGGUCGAGUGGGUUGACUCCGACGGCCGGCCCACUUCUCACUGCUACGUGCUGCAUGAUUCCCCCCUUGAAGGCUACCCCAUUGCAGGGACCCAUGAGCGAUGCGUGGAGCAGUGCACGGCGAUGGCGGAGGCGCUCGUGCAUAACCUGGAUGAGCGAUUGGGUUCACUCGACAAGCUGAGCGGUGUGAAGCUGUUCAUGCCCGACGAGUGGCCCCAUGGACGGCAGGAGCGUUCCAUGCCCGACUGGGCGGAGGUGGUGAAGAUCUGGAGGGCGUACAAGAAGCACAAGCCCAUCACAACAGUGGCAGCACCAAAGAAGCAACCUAGUGCUAAGGGGAAAGAGAAGGUGGACGAGGAUGAUGCUGGUGGUGCUGGCUCUGGGUGGGGGACAGAGACCCCCGUGCACAGGCACGGUUCUAUGAGCGAUGGUGGUGGUAGUGACGAAGAUGAAGACAUGUGUGUGAUGUGA
Molecule: messenger RNA, 1716 nt
Organism: Closterium sp. Naga37s-1
Lineage: Eukaryota; Viridiplantae; Streptophyta; Zygnematophyceae; Desmidiales; Closteriaceae
Source: the annotation of a GenBank genome assembly